AUGCUGAUGCUGAAUAUCCACUGCAGAAGCAGGAGAGGAGAGAGCAGGAGAGGGGAGAGCAGGAGAGGGGAGAGCAGGAGAGGGGAGAGCAGGAGAGGGGACAGCAGGAUAGGGGAGAACCACCCACCAUUGAGUCAGCUCCUGCUGCUCCUGAGAAUUCUCAUGGGUGACAACGACACUCAAGAGAAGACUACUGUAGUCGUUCGAGCCGACUCAAAAUUCAGCUCAAGGAAGACCACUGUAGACGCUCCUCCCCACCUCACUGGCCUCCUCUCACCACCUCUCCCCUCAUCCCCCCUCUCCCCUCAUCCCCCCUCUCCCCUCAUCCCCCCUCUCCCCUCAUCCCCCCUCUCCCCUCAUUCCCCCUCUCCCCUCAUCCCCCUCUCCCCUCAUCCCCCCUCUCCCCUCAUCCCCCCUCUCCCCUCAUCCCCCCUCUCCCCUCAUCCCCCCUCUCCCCUCAUCCCCCCUCUCCCCUCAUCCCCCCUUUCCCCUCAUCCCCCCUUUCCCCUCAUCCCCCCUUUCCCCUCAUCCCCCCUUUCCCCUCAUCCCCCCUUUCCCCUCAUCCCCCCUUUCCCCUCAUCCCCCCUUUCCCCUCAUCCCCCCUUUCCCCUCAUCCCCUCAGUCACCUCGUGA
Messenger RNA from Closterium sp. NIES-65, 633 nucleotides. Lineage: Eukaryota; Viridiplantae; Streptophyta; Zygnematophyceae; Desmidiales; Closteriaceae. The record is from the annotation of a GenBank genome assembly.